AUGCCCAGAGAGCUUAUUGACUCUAUUUCAGCACAAUACCGCGAGCUGCUGGCAAUUGCGCGCCAAAUGGCGAGCCGGGACGCCCAUCUCGAACGGUCCAAGGCGGACUACAAGGCCCAAAGCGACCAGUGCGAGCCCAUCAAGCUGCAGACAUGGGACGGUUACCAGCAGGGGGAGCUGACCGCUCCCUCCCUGGCAGAGAUCUACGCCCAGGAAGACGCAGGGGAAGAAGCACGCGCGCCAGCAGAGCACGAGGACCAGCUGCAGAGGCUCUUCACGGCGCUGCCAUAUAUAUGGAACGACCCCACCGCCAUGGUCCCAGACCAGGCCGCCAGCCGGCAGGAGGACGAGGAACUGAAGAUCAGCGGUGGCACCAUAGAACUGACCUGUCCGAUCACCUGCCAGCCCUUCGUGCGCCCUAUGAUCUCACGCAAAUGUGGCCAUGUCUUCGACGAGGUCGGACUGCGACGCUUCUUGGAGCGGCAGACAAAGCCCUGCCCGCAGGGAGCUUGUGGACAUAACCUGUCCAUGAAGGAUUUUGUCCCAGACCUGGUGAUGCAGUUCCGCUGUCUGCUGCACGAAGCAAGAGGGCCUCUGACCAGGAACGCAUCGGAAGACCCCGCAGACAUUGUAUAA
Eremothecium gossypii ATCC 10895 is the source of this 636-nucleotide messenger RNA. RefSeq names its product SUMO ligase MMS21 (gene MMS21). Lineage: Eukaryota; Fungi; Ascomycota; Saccharomycetes; Saccharomycetales; Saccharomycetaceae. The record is from RefSeq and is marked provisional. Bases 1 to 636 code for a protein of 211 amino acids. Gene Ontology annotation, biological process: double-strand break repair via homologous recombination; protein sumoylation. Gene Ontology annotation, cellular component: Smc5-Smc6 complex; nucleus. Gene Ontology annotation, molecular function: zinc ion binding; SUMO ligase activity. The transcript has a single exon.